AUGGAAAUUACUAGUGUUGAAGUUCUGAAAGCGUAUAUCAAUAGAAUUCAAGAAGUGGAACCAAUUAUAAAUGCUGUGGUUUGUGAUAGAUUUGAUGAAGCAUUGAAAGAAGCCCGAUAUAUAGAUAAAGUAUUGGAUUCUGGAAAUGUUCCUGCUUACUACUCCAGGGAAAAGGCACCAUUCCUUGGUGUUCCUUUCACAACUAAAGAAGCCUUUGCACAUAAAGGAAUGACAAAUACUAGUGGGCUCGUUAGCCGAAAGAACAUGUUAUGUACGAAAGAUGCUGCAGUUGUUGCGAGAAUGAAAGAGGCUGGAGCAAUCCCGAUAGCAGUAACGAACUGCAGCGAGUUGUGUAUGUGGUAUGAAUCCAGUAACUUUAUCUACGGAAGAUCAAAUAACCCUUAUGAUGCGAGGAGAAUAGUGGGUGGAAGUUCAGGUGGUGAAGGCGCUCUGCAUGCUGCUUCAGGUACGCCUAUUGGCAUCGGUUCUGACAUCGGUGGUUCCAUCAGAAUGCCCUGUUUUUUCAAUGGAAUAUUUGGACAUAAACCAUCAUCAGGUAUUAUUCCAAACUUUGGUCAGUUUCCAAUGGCAACUGGUAAACGAAAUGAUUUUCUCUCAACUGGGCCAAUGUGUCGAUUUGCAGAAGAUUUGGAGCCCAUGUUCCGUGUGUUGGCCGGAGAGGAAGGACUGAGCAAGCUAAAGAUGGAUACGACUGUAGACUUAAAAAGUUUGAGGUAUUUCACUAUUGUGGAUGAUGGGGACGCAGGUUAUUGCUCACGAGUCAGUCAAGAACUCAGAGACGCCCAAGCCAAGGCUGCUAAAUAUAUAGAAGAGUCGCUCAAUGUCCCAGUCGUGAAGACCAUGGUACACAGGCUUCGUCUCUCACUCCCGAUAUGGUCUGCCAUGAUGUCAAAACACGGUGAGGUGUCUUUCACAGAUCUAAUGACCGACGGUGGGCCGCAAGUUUAUCCAGCAUGGGAGCUUCUCAAGUGGGUCUUUCAACUCUCCAAUCACACUCUUCCAGCCAUCGGUUUAGGAAUCGUAGAAAAGUUUGAUGAGAUGAUGAUGUCUAAGGACCUGCAGGAGAGGCUCUGUAAGGCUAGCGAUAAACUCCGCCGAGAUUUUGAAGAAUUGCUUGGUUCUGAUGGUGUUCUUCUUUAUCCUUCUCAUCCCAAGGUAGCCCCAUACCAUAAUUCACCUUUGUUCACACCCAUGAAUUUUGCUUACACUGGCAUUUUCAAUAUGAUGGGUUUCCCAGUUACCCAGGUGCCACUUGGGUUGAAUGCAGACGGGGUACCUCUUGGUGUGCAGGUCAUUGCCCUCACUCACAAUGAUCAUCUUACCAUGGCUGUUGCUAGGAAACUAGAGGAAGCUUUUGGUGGAUGGAAAGAACCAGUUUAG
Molecule: messenger RNA, 1401 nt
Organism: Saccoglossus kowalevskii
Lineage: Eukaryota; Metazoa; Hemichordata; Enteropneusta; Harrimaniidae
Product: fatty-acid amide hydrolase 2-A-like
Cellular component (GO): endomembrane system
Source: RefSeq, a predicted model, not a curated record